AAGUAACUGACAGCUGAUAGUUCAGUUCAUUUCGGUAAUUCGCAGUGAGAAGCAGGCUGUAGUGGCACGCGACAAAAGGUAUAUCUACAUAUUACCAGAAAGAGGGCAAUUUAGACUUUUAGAAAAAUGAGUGAUGCGCUUAAAAUUAUUGGCGCUGUCGUUUUGCCAAAUGUAGGUGGCUUCGUGAACGGCAUUAUAACACGCAAAAACAUACAGACUUGGUAUAAAAACCUAAAUUUUCCAUCAUACCGUCCGCCAAAUUGGAUUUUUGGUCCAGUAUGGACUUCACUGUACUCCGGCAUGGGCUAUGCCUCUUACUUGGUGUGGCGUGAUGGCGGUGGUUUCAGCGGCGAGGCCCAAUUGCCCCUCAUUGCGUACGGUACGCAGUUAGCACUCAAUUGGGCGUGGACACCAAUUUUCUUUGGACUGCGUAAUAUAAAAGGAGGUCUCAUCGAUAUUAUUGCGCUGACUGCAACAUCUACAGCUUGCGGCAUUCUCUUCUUUAGAGUGAAUAAAGUAGCUGGGCUUUUGUUCAUUCCAUACGUCGCUUGGCUUAGCUUCGCAACGGUACUCAAUCACGCCAUGUAUAAACUGAAUCCUGAAAGUAAAGCUGUAAACGCUGCUGCUGCUGGUGAUGAUGAUGAGAAAAAGGAAAACGUAUGAUGUCACUUUGGCUAUGUGAUGCCUUUAACGCUCUAUUCAUGGUCACUGCUGUUUUCAAUUACUGCGUUGCACUUAUUGCAAUGCAGUAAAGUAUACAAAUAAACAACAACAACAACAACAACAAAACGAUAAUUAAUUUAAUCUUAAAUAUUAAGCUUUGGCUGUGGCCUGUAACAAUACGCAACCAAAAAAUAUUUGCUUAUUUGUAUGUAUGAAUGUAUAUAGUAUGUACUUUUAUAUAUUUUCACACAUGUUGCCUCAAAAUGUUUCAACGAUGUCGGGAGUUUCAGACAUUGUGCUUAAUAAGGAAAAAUUAAAAUAUUAAACGAUCAAA
Rhagoletis pomonella (apple maggot) is the source of this 997-nucleotide messenger RNA. RefSeq names its product translocator protein. The transcript is spliced from 3 exons. The record is from RefSeq and is a predicted model, not a curated record. NCBI's taxonomy places the organism in Eukaryota, Metazoa, Arthropoda, Insecta, Diptera, Tephritidae. The coding region runs from base 127 to 663 and encodes 178 amino acids. Gene Ontology annotation, cellular component: mitochondrial outer membrane.